GAGAUCAUCUUGAAGCGAGCAGCAGACAUCGCUGAAGCGCUCUACAGCGUUCCCAGGAACCACAACCAGAUCCCAUCACUGGGCAACACCGCCUCCCAUGGCAUGAUGGGAGUCAACUCUUUCAGCGGGCAGCUCGCCGUCAACGUCUCUGAGACAACGCAAGUCGGCUACAGCCGAAACACCAGCAGUGUGUCACCGCGAGGAUAUGUACCAAGCUCCACCCCCCAACAGAGUAACUAUGGCAACACAGUCAGCAACAGCAUGAAUGGCUACGGCAACACAGGCAUGCCAAACCUUGGGGUGGCAACAUCACCCGGUUUCCUCAACGGGUCCUCAGCCAAUUCACCCUACGGCAGUAAGUAUCAAGUCGUUCCCUCCAGUCCCACCAUGGCCGUCUCUAACUGUAACUCCUCGCAUGGAGUUUUUUCCUUCUCGGCUGCUGUCAAACAGAAGAGCGCCUUUGCUCCCGUCGUUCGGCCGCCAGCUUCACCUCCUCCUCCACCCAACUGCUCCGCCAACAACGCCAAUGGGCUGCAAGCCAUGUCCGGCCUCGUCGUUCCUCCCAUGUAGAAAACCUUCCUCCUCGUUCCUCACCUGUCUCCUCCCCCUCAGCCACGAGCACUAAUCACCUCAGAGGAGGAGGGACCUGUGGCCUAAGGAGGCGGGGCCUCCGGCAGCAGCCAGUCGUCUGCGACUGGGCCGAGCCUCUAAGAAGAACCUGAGAAGGACUUUUUGUAGAGCAGCUUUCUGCGGGUGCUUUCAGCUGUCUGUAAUUAUUCUGAUGUUAUACUCUAUGUUUGGGGGCGGGGUCAUUCAAUGUAAAAACUGUGAUGUCACAUCUAAGACUUGACUUCACUUAGUCUGCUUGUGAUGUAAUCUUAGUUCAAGAAAUGGGAAUCCAAAGAGGAGUGAGAUUAAAGGCUUCAAAUUACAGGACACAGUUAUCAGUGUAAUUCAGGCCUGUCAUACCUAGCAAUCGGGGUGCUGAUGGUGCCCUUCAUCAGCACCCUGAUGAGGAGCAGACAAUGAGUGACAUGAUAAACACCUCUGAAAGCACCUGAGUUCAGGUGAACCUCAGUGGGGGGAGGCAGAACACUCCCUGUUUUUUAAAAUAAUCCAGGACAUCUCAUCAUCAAACCUUUGCCAACCUUUAGCCAAACUGAAGUGUCAUAUUUGAAGAACGUUUCAGAAAAGAGAGAUGAACACAGAAGCAGCAGCACUGAUUUUAGUUGGGCUGAAGGUUCAAGGGAGGUUCCUGUUAUUUCUGCUGCUGCCAGACUCAGAACAGGGGGACGAACAGGAAGCAUAGCUAUGAAAGGCUCCUUCCACUGAGAAUUCACUAAAAUCUGUUGCAGUAUCCGGCGGCGUCCGUGUUGCCAUGAACAGUGUUUAUUUUAUCAGAAAUUGCAGCAGGAAUAAUUUGAGGCCUUUAAUCGUUUCAUUAACCUCAGCACAUAAACUUCUGACCUCUGAAAGCACAACGAUAAAACAAUAAAUGAAAAAUAUCAGUUUGUCCCUUGAAGUCCCGCCCUUCUUCUUUUAGCCCCGCCCUUGUACGUCUGUAUUUUUUUUUAUGCUUGCGCUGUUAAAAAAAAAAAAUCCUGCAUCCUGAUACGCUACUGUGACUGUCUGUCUUCUUGUUCAGAGUUGUCUUUCUAACCGUAGCUCCUCCCACAACCCCAAAGCCCCUCCCAUUCAUUCAAGCCCCGCCCCAUGUGUUUUUCUCUGUGGGUUUUGUGAUUUUUGCCAAAGUUGUAGCUGGCUGAAUAUUUAUACGUCACUGUGGUUGAUCACGCUGCCCCGCCCGUCACCAAAAUCACGAGGGAAACUCUUUUGUAACAUACAGAUUAUAAAUAUGUAUUUAUAUCUGAGAUUGUUUUGUAUAAAUGUCAAAUCAUGUCGUCUUCAUGGGGUUUUAGACAUGUGUGUGUAUGUGGUGUUGCCACACUGAAAAACAACCAUCGUUUUGUAUUAAAAAACAAAAAUGAAUGUCUUCACACAUUUAUAGUGCUGUCAAUCAAAGCUGACGUCCAAUCAGCUCCACUCGUUUGGUUUCAGUUGUUUUUAAUGUAACUCUUGUUCAAUGACUGUUUGGCUGUUUGGAAAUGAUUUCUUCACAGUGAAUAAAGACAGCAGGUU
This is a messenger RNA of Haplochromis burtoni (Burton's mouthbrooder), 2139 nucleotides long. RefSeq names its product transcription factor COE3. Gene Ontology annotation, biological process: regulation of transcription by RNA polymerase II. The record is from RefSeq and is a predicted model, not a curated record. Gene Ontology annotation, molecular function: RNA polymerase II cis-regulatory region sequence-specific DNA binding; DNA-binding transcription factor activity, RNA polymerase II-specific. NCBI's taxonomy places the organism in Eukaryota, Metazoa, Chordata, Actinopteri, Cichliformes, Cichlidae.